ACAUUGCAGAGGUCGAGCCAGGGACUGAAGAAAUGGGGAGCUGCUACAGGGGAAAUGGUUUGGCUAGUUGGCAAAGAAGAUCCAAGAAGGGCGAUUCACUCACUGAAAGUUGGUCUGGCACUAACACUCGUCUCUUUCUUGUAUCUUUUGGAGCCUCUGUUCAAGGGGGUUGGCGACAAUGCCAUCUGGGCGGCCAUUACUGUGGUCGUGGUGCUGGAAUUUACUGCAGGUGCCACAUUAUCCAAGGGACUGAACAGAGGAUUGGGAACAUUGUUAGCUGGAUCGCUGGCCUUCUUUGUGGAAUUGAUGGCUGGGAAAGCAGGAAAAGUUGGUCAUGCAAUCUUCAUUGGAAUCUCUGUCUUCCUUGUAGGAGCUGCUUCUACUUAUCUCAGAUUCUUCCCAUGGAUAAAGAAGAACUAUGACUAUGGUGUAGUCAUCUUCCUCUUGACAUUCAAUCUCAUCACCAUAUCCAGCUAUCGUAUCCACGACGUUCUGUUUAUAGCACAAAAGCGUGUCUGUGCUAUGGCAAUAGGCUGCGGCCUUUGCCUCUUGAUGAGUCUGCUAGUUUUCCCAAUAUGGGCUGGCCAAGAUCUCCAUGAUACCACUGUCUCCAAAUUUCAAGCUCUUGCAAAAUCAAUCCAAGCAUGUGUGCAUGAAUAUUUUCAAGACCCUGAUAACAAAGUGGUAGGCGCCGAGUCGUCAGAAGAUCCCAUCUACAAUGGAUACCGAGAAGUUCUGGACUCUAAAUCUACUGACGAGUCACUGGCUCGGUUCGCAAGUUGGGAGCCAAGGCACUGCUACAGGUGUCCAUGGCAGCAGUAUGUGCAGCUUGGAGCUGCCCUCCGUUACCUCGCGUACACUGCCGUCGCUUUGCAUGGCUGCCUUGAGUCUGAAAUCCAGACGCCGUUGUUCCUCCGGGCACUCUUCAAGCCCCAAUGCACCAAAGUUAGCGAGGAAAUCUCCGAAGUCCUCGCUGACCUCGCCGACGGGAUAAAAAACCGCUGUCAUCGGCCGUAUAAUGACCUCUCGGACCGCCUACACUCCGCGCUACAGAGCCUCAACUCCACCCUGAAGUCCCAGCCCAGGCUCUUCCUGAAUGCCGAAGAUGGAGGUGUUCCCCUGCGUUUGAGCCACCAGCGCUCGUCUCACUGCCAAGGUGCCGCCGCCGCCAAUGUAUCGCUUCCAUUCCUGAAGAUAGACGAAUGGAGGGUCAAGAGGGUGAGGUCGUGGUCAAAGGACUCCGACCAGCGGAGGAUGCUGCGGCCGACGCUGAGCAAGAUCUUCAUGACGAGCCUCGAGUUCUCAGAGGCGCUGCCCUUCGCCGCGUUUGCGUCACUGCUCGUGGAGGCGGUGGCGCGGCUCGAGCACGUGAUGGAGGAGGUGGAGGAGCUUGGCAGGUCCGCCCAUUUCCAGGAAUUCGUCGCCAAUGAGGAAACCAAGUCCAAGGUCGUCAUCAAUGGGGAUGGUGGUCGCAGCCGAGGCAAGCUCAGUAGCCACGGAGUUGGCGACUCCGCCGAGUAACGAGGCGGUUUCAGUUAGAUGAUCUAGGAAAUGAACUCUAGUUUUCUGUUUAUAAAUUGUUUGUGUUGAGUUUUAGAGGGCGUUUGG
Molecule: messenger RNA, 1608 nt
Organism: Nymphaea colorata (pocket water lily)
Lineage: Eukaryota; Viridiplantae; Streptophyta; Magnoliopsida; Nymphaeales; Nymphaeaceae
Product: aluminum-activated malate transporter 12-like
Exons: 6
Coding region: 55-1521 (488 amino acids)
Biological process (GO): malate transport
Cellular component (GO): plant-type vacuole membrane
Source: RefSeq, a predicted model, not a curated record